Messenger RNA from Myripristis murdjan (pinecone soldierfish), 5111 nucleotides. RefSeq names its product tetratricopeptide repeat domain 7B (gene ttc7b). The record is from RefSeq and is a predicted model, not a curated record. Gene Ontology annotation, molecular function: protein binding. Bases 68 to 2956 code for a protein of 962 amino acids. Gene Ontology annotation, biological process: protein localization to plasma membrane; phosphatidylinositol phosphate biosynthetic process. The transcript is spliced from 23 exons. NCBI's taxonomy places the organism in Eukaryota, Metazoa, Chordata, Actinopteri, Holocentriformes, Holocentridae. Gene Ontology annotation, cellular component: plasma membrane.
UUGACACUUGUACCAAUGAGUGGGAACAGUUUGUCGUGUUUUGGUCCAGUCUAGCCGAGUCCCGAAAAUGACAGCGAGGAAGUCUGGCUCACGACUGGAGACCGAGAUAGAGCGUUGCCGCUCAGAGGGGCAAUGGGACAAGAUACCGGAGUUAGUGCGGCAGCUUUCAGCCAAACUAAUAUCAAACGAUGACCUCGGGGAGCUGUUGUUGGGUGAGUGUAAGCUUCAGACAUAUCUGAAGGAAAACCCCAUUAAACAAGGAGCCAGUCCAAGGGGCCCACGACCUAAACUGGUGGAGGUCAGGAAACACCUCACUGCUGCCCUGGACAGAGGAAACCUCAAGGCCGACUACCUGCAGGAGGCCAGUCUGCUCAUGGCUAAACUCUGCUAUGUGGAGGGAGAGUACAGGGACGCCUUAGAUCACUACAGCCGGGUGAAUCUGGAUGAUUUACAGCUGGUGGGAGCUCCUGUCUACAGGCUGUCAAUGAUAGCUGAAGCUUAUGCUACUAAAGGAUUGUGUCUAGAGAAGGUCCCGGCUGCCUCUCCGUCUCUGUCCAAUAAGAAUGCAGGGUCUCCAUCAUUGUCCAAUAGGGGCACAACAGAGCGGGACCAGGAAAUCAUCACCUGCUAUGAGAAGUCUGGGGACAUUGCCCUGCUCUACCUGCAGGAGGUUGAGAAGGCGUUGUCAGCAGGAAUUCAGAACCGCAGUCCGAAACCUGGCCCGACAGCCCAGGACCAGGAACUAGGCUAUUUUCUGGAGACGGGACUGCAGAGAGCCCAUGUCAUCCACUUCAAAAAUGGAAACCUGACACGAGGUGUUGGCCGUUUCCGGGAGAUUCUGCGGGCCGUAGAGACCAGGACCACCCAGAACCUGCGCAUGACUAUAGCCAGGCAGCUUGCAGAGAUCUUGCUGAGAGGGAUGUGUGAACAGAGUUACUGGUCUCCUCUGGUGGACCCACCCGCUGUGUCCCCACUGGACGAUCCCACACGUCAAGGACACAUCCACACCAAGAGCUACAACUUAAGCCGCCGCCCACGAGUCUACUCUGGAGAGAAUCUUUUUUGUCCUCAGGAAAAUACAGAGGAAGCUUUGCUCCUGCUUCUCAUCAGUGAGUCCAUGGCCAACCGUGACGCUGUGCUGAGCAGGAUUCCUGAGCACAACAACGAUCGUAUCAUCAGCCUGCAGUCUGCCUCUGUGGUGUACGAUCUACUGACCAUAGCUCUGGGCAGGAGAGGGCAGUACGAGAUGCUGUCAGAGUGUUUGGAGAGAGCCAUGAAAUUUGCCUUUGAGGAGUUCCACUUGUGGUACCAACUUGCCCUUUCGCUGAUGGCAGCUGGGAAAUCAGCCCGAGCCGUCAAAGUUCUCAAGGAGUGCAUUCGUCUGAAGCCCGACGACCCCACCAUCCCACUGCUGGCUGUCAAACUCUGUAUCGGACCCUUGCACUGGUUGGAUGAGGGCGAGUGUUUUGCGAAGAUGGUGAUAGACAUGGGGGAGAAAGCAGCUGAGUUCAGAGCCAAAGGAUACCUGGCCAUAGGCCUUGUCUACAGCCUCAAGGCUACUGAUGCGUCGCUGCGAGGCACACAGGAGGAGUACCAGAGGAAAGCUUUAGGGGCCUUCCAGAGAGCUCAGAGUCUGUCUCCUACCGACCAUUUAGCAGCUUUCUACCUAGCACUGCAGCUGGCUGUGUCCAGACAGAUCCCUGAGGCGCUGGGCUACGUCCGUCAGGCGUUGCAGCUUCAAGGAGAUGAUGUCCAUUCCCUCCAUCUGUUGGCGCUGCUGCUCUCUGCACAGAAACACUACCAUGAUGCUCUCAAUAUUAUAGAGAUGGCUCUGUCUGAGUACCCUGAAAACUUCAAUCUGCUGUACACCAAGGUGAAAUUGGAGACGCUGUGCAGAGGGCCAGAAGAGGCUCUGCUCACCUGUAAACACAUGCUGCAAAUCUGGAAGAGCUUUUACAACCUUACUAACCCCAGUGACUCGGGACGUGGCAGCAGUCUGCUUGACAGAGCCAUUGCAGAUAGACGGCAACUCAACGCCAUGACACUGCCUGACUUCAGUGACCCUGAGACCGUCUCAGGUUCCUCCUCUUCUCACUCUGGUUCUGAACCGGUCUCCCCCACCGCCUCCACCCUCUCCUCCACCUUCUCCUGCAGCCUCCCCUCCCCGCUCUCCUCCCCUUCGUCUCCUUCCUCCCCCGUCUUCAUCCUCCUCCCCGCUCCCGUCCCUCCCCCGAAGCCGCCCUCCUUCCACCCUCCUGCUCCCUCUCAGCCUCCUCCCUCCAAGCCAAGGACUCACUCCUUUUGCGACCACGUCACUCUCCGCCAGCUGUCCACCACUAGCGGCCUUCAGGACGCUAACACUCUUGGUUUUUCCUCCAUGUUUUCUGUUUGUUCGGUCCACGCUACGUCUAUAGCAGCUAGCCGCGUGGAGCAGGCUCUCUCUGAAGUCGCCUCCUCCCUGCAGAGCAGCGCCCCCAAACAGGGACCGCUGCACCCCUGGAUGACGCUGGCUCAGAUCUGGCUGCACGCAGCUGAGGUUUACAUUGGCAUGUCCAAGCCGGCCGAGGCCACCGCCUGCACACAGGAAGCAGCCAACCUCUUCCCCACAUCCCAUAACGUGCUGUACAUGAAGGGGCAGGUGGCCGAGCUGAGGGGCAACAUAGAUGAGGCCAAACGCUGGUAUGAAGAGGCCCUGUCCAUCAACCCCACGCAUGUCAAGACCAUGCAGCGACUGGGUCUGAUCCUCCACCAGCUGCAACGCUACAGUCUGUCAGAAAAAGUCCUGAGGGACGCCGUGCAGGUCAACAGUACGGCUCAUGACGUGUGGAACAGUCUGGGCGAGGUGCUGCAGGCUCAGGGCAACGCCGCCGCCGCCACCGAGUGUUUCCUCACCGCCUUGGAGCUGGAGGCCAGCAGUCCUGUGCUGCCAUUCACUAUCAUACCCAGGGCACUAUGAGACACACACACACACACACACGCACACACACACACAGAUACACCUAUUACAUCCAAAGCACUCCGAAACAGAGUGGCACAAAAUGAUGAUGUACCUGCAAACUCACACACACACACCCAUUCACUGUAUGGGACACACACAUACACACACAGUGCACCUGCGUCCCACUCACAUACACUAACUGCCAUACUCUCAGAAACAGACACACACACACACACACACACACUUGAUAUGAAUGCAAAUGAUACAUACAAGCACUGAAAACACACAGGCCCUUUGCAACAGGCCUGUUGCCAUACCGACACCGCUGCUCCCCUUCCAGUCCUCCCACAAUGCCUUGCUGUGGCCGUGACCCCCUGACCUGAUGAUGACGACAUUGCAGCUGAUGAACCGGUGGUCGUCAUGGAGAUUAACCCUCAGCAUGCCUGUCAGCCGCUACCAUUCUGCUCUGUGUGUGUGUGUGUGUGUGUGUUUUGCCUGUGUGUAUUUGGAUACACUUGUAUGCACUUUUUUGUGUGUGUGUGUGUGUGUGUGUGUGUGUGUGCGUGCCUGUUCCUGUUUGUGCAUGUACACCCGUGUCUGUGUAUGUGAGCUGAUAUUUUGCCUGCUUGUAUGUGAUUUGUAUAAUAUUGUAUGUGUAUGUUUGUGUGUAUGUAUGUAUGUAUGUGUGUGUGUGUGUACAUAAUGUAUGUAAUCCAUUAUUUUGUCCUGAUUGAAGAUGUUUCUGAAACGAUGAAAUCAGAGUUUCUACUCUGUCAUUGCUCCCAUUCAGAAGAGUUUACAUUUUAUUUACCUUUUUAUGUAGAUUCAGUCUUUUUCUUUGUACAGAUCGUUUCCACGGCAGCCGUCUUGACUUCACCUAGCAGGCAAACACAUGUUGCUAAUGACAUUAAUUAAGCCUCUGCUCAUUAAAGGCUUUGCAUUGAGCCAGCAUGAAUGAAUGUCAUUAGUCACGUGUGUGUUUACUCUGUUUAUGUUUAUGUGACAAUGGCUGCUGUGUAAAAGGUCCAUCUCUCUCUCUCUCUCUCUCUCUCUCUCUCUCACACACACACACACACACACACACACACAUACACACACAGAGGACAAUUCUUGCAACCUUUGGCAAGCAUGGGUUAGGGGUGAUUUUCUACAGUUUUCUCAAAAAAAAAAAAAAAAAAAAGCCAAACAUUUCUGAUAACCUCCCUUCAUCCCAUUUCAAAGCAGCCAACGAACACACGCGCUUUCUAUCGUUCAUGCAAGCGACGCGCCUGCAGCACACACACUCCCUCACACACUCACACACCUGUUGCUGUUUUUCUAGAGAUGAGGGUAGUUUUAGUUACUGUAAGCGAUGCAUAGCUCAGGCCGGAUGCCUGGGAACGGAGCAGCGACAGACAUGAUAAGCAGAUCACUGAGGAAUCAAACCAUCUGUACAGAGGAAAUGCCAAAACAGGCUGCAUUUACACAGGCACAGCAAAUCUGAUUUUUCAAACAGCAUUAUGUUUUUGCAUUGAACCAGAAAGAAAACACUAUCAUGAGAACGUUAUUUAGUGCGGUCAGAGCUGCCACAAAGAAAACCCAAGACGUCAUAGUCCCACCCACAAUGUUUGAUUGACAGGUGAUCUCGGAAGAAACACCACAGCAAUGAGCUUUAAAGCUGGUGAUUAAAAUUACAAAAAGCAAGGCUGUAGCAGAUUAUUACUGUCAUUUGAACGUGGGAAAUUUGGGAUCCUAUCAUAGAAAUGCAAAAAGUUUGAUUCUUACUCUCUUCUUGAACAGGAACCAUGUUUUGACACAUACAGGGGGAAAAAAUCUGAUUUUCUGUUGUUUGUAAAUGCAGCUGCAGUGACUGUGUUGUCUUCUGUCCUGUCGCAUUCAUGUUAAACAAGCAGAUGAAUAUAGUUAUUUUUUUUUCCAACUUGACUUGAUUAUAAAUUCAGAGGAAUUAUUGUUGUAUAUUUGAUUGUUCCAUGUGUAUCUAUUGUUAUUUUAGAAAGUAAAUUAUAAUAAUUCUAUUUUCUGGAGAAUGAUGUUACUGAGGUGCCGUUGGAGGAUUGAGAGGACCGACUGAUUAGAUUGGUCGCCGUCGGGCUCAGUGGGCGUGUCUUUAAUGCUGUAUCCAAGCGACUGAAUUAGGAAGAUUAUAAUAAAAGAAAAUAAAUGGUUGAAAUGA